Molecule: messenger RNA, 2875 nt
Organism: Talaromyces stipitatus ATCC 10500
Lineage: Eukaryota; Fungi; Ascomycota; Eurotiomycetes; Eurotiales; Trichocomaceae
Product: fungal specific transcription factor, putative
Exons: 7
Coding region: 1-2640 (879 amino acids)
Biological process (GO): regulation of DNA-templated transcription; DNA-templated transcription
Molecular function (GO): DNA-binding transcription factor activity, RNA polymerase II-specific; zinc ion binding; DNA binding
Source: RefSeq, a predicted model, not a curated record
AUGGAGAGUUUUGGAGACGACUCGCAAGAUGGGGGAGGGUACGAGAUGCCACCCCCCAUAUACCCGAAUUAUGGGGGCGCUGGCGGCAGCCCGUUCAAUGCGAAUCAGCCCGGGCAGGGGACUCAGGAUGAGGAAAGAGACGGCGAUCCGAAAAGGAGAAGGAUAGCAAGAGCUUGUGAUAUGUGCCGCAAGAAAAAGAUCAAAUGCGACGGCAAGAUGCCCAAAUGCUCCCACUGCAUCAACUAUAAGACGGAAUGUAUCUUUACACAGGUUGAAAAGAAGAGGAACCCUCCCAAAGGGGCCAAAUAUAUCGAAGGACUAGAAAACCGGAUGAGGCGGCUGGAAGGGUUAUUGAAGAUGGCAGGGAUAGCAGAUAACGAGAGUGAUAUUCCUUCCAUCGAGCGCCGUCUGCAACAGGCCCAGCAACAAUCUCAACACGGUGAUCUGAACACUUUCUCUGCUGCUGUCGCCGCCGCUCGUUCCUCUCUUGAAAAUCCACAAAAAUCGAGUACAGGCUCACUUCAUUCCACCCCACGAGACUCAAACUCGAGUUCUAGAGUAGCAGAGUCCCCUACCUCACAGGAGGACAAAGAACAUGAGGUUGAGGCAUUGUCGGAUAUGAUGUGCUCGCUUGUUACCACCAAUUGCGGAGAGACUAGAUAUAUCGGUUCUUCCUCUGGCUUUUCAAUCUUCUCGCCCCGCGGUAUUCAGUGGGUUAAUGAGAAGACUGGCGACACUUCAUUCCACGAUAUGAUCCAAGCCGCUUAUAUUGACGAUAACAAAUGGCUGUAUUGGAAACCCGAGAUUUUCAGUGACAUCUUUGCCAGACGAGUCUUCAAGCCAUUACCUCCAAAGGAAGAGGCCAUGUCACUCUUCCGAGACUUCUUCGAUAAUUUCAAUGCCAUACUACCUCUUUUUCACGAACCCACAUUCAUGCACCUAGUUGAACGACAGUACUCGCGAGAUCCUUAUGAAGGUUCGGGAUGGUGGGCUAGUAUCAACAUUGUUUUGGCGAUCGCACACAGACUUCGUGUCAUGAGCCAUCUUGUCCCUCAGGAAGAGGAUAAGAAGGCCUGGCUUUACCUGAAAAAUGCGAUGGGUGUCUUGACAGAGCUCACAAUGCGCAAUACAGACCUUUUAAGUGUUCAAGCACUUUUGGGAAUGUCGCUGUUCUUGCAAGGCACUCCCAACCCCCAACCAUCUUUCUUCUUGGUGGCAGCUGCCAUCAGACUUUCACACAGUAUCGGGUUACAUAAACGAGGUUCACUAUUCAACUUGAAUCCUGUUGAGGUGGAGCAGCGUAAAAGAGUCUUUUGGAUUGCUUACUUGUUAGACAAAGAUAUCUGCCUACGAUCCGGUAGACCCCCGGUACAGGACGAUGACGAUAUGAACGUCGAGCUUCCCAGUGAAAUCCCUCCCGAUAACGCUGGCCUUAUCCCCUUGAUAGGGGAAGGCACAGUUAAUAUGUUCAGAUUGAUGUGCAGAUUCGCCAUCAUUGAAAGCAGAGUUUACAAAAGGUUAUACUCCACCAAAGCCGCAAAACAGUCUGAUGGUGAGCUCUUAAACACCAUUGGUGAAUUAGACAGAGAGCUGGAAGAGUGGAAAGAUAGCAUACCGGUCGAUUACCGCCCAGAACACGAAAUCAAAGCAACACAUCCCCCUCUGAUUCUGCAUGUCAUGAUACUUCACUUUGCAUACUACAACUGCUUGACUACGAUACACCGAAUGGCAGUACACCACGGCUAUUGGACUAGUCGUCUGUCCAAUUAUGCCAUACAGGGCUUGUAUGCAAGACCGUUGAACCCGCGAGUCUUCUCUUCUGCCAAUAUCUGUGUCACCGCUGCAAGAGCAUCAAUAAACUUGAUAAAAUAUAUCCCUCAGGGCGAUUUUGCCUGCGUAUGGCUCGUCCUAUAUUACCCAGUCUCCGCUCUUGUCACCCUCUUUGCGAAUAUCCUACAAAACCCGCAGGACGCCCGUGUUCGCUCAGACAUCAAAUUAAUGAACAUUGUGGUUAAUUUUCUCUCUAUGCUGGGCACGGACGAGUCGAAUGGAAGUGUCAGACGGAUGCUAAGUGUUUGUGCGGAGUUUGAAAGAAUUGCCAAAGUAGUACUCGAUAAGGCAGAGAAAGAAGCGCUCUCAAAGCGAAAACGCAAAGCUUCUACAGAGGAUGUAGAUACCAACAAUACCCAGAGAGUCGACACAUCUAACAGACCGGCUGCUACUGCUGCGGACGCGGAGAAUCAUAUAGAUACCACUGCAUCAUCGCUCCGAGAACAGCAGCAACAACAAGCCACUCCGCCAGGCACACAACCCACAACCCAACCUCCUAUAGGGGUUGUAUCACCCAAUCCGAGCGAUAUGAUGUCCGGUACCUUUGGCGAUAUCUCAAGCGCAAAUAUGCCCAUGUUCAAUCCCGAAGUUUCUUUUGCAGAUGCGCCGAAUUUACAAACUACCACAGUACCGACAAUGGCCUCACCUUCUGAUACCCAGUUCUACCCUUUCCAGCAAUCAUUCGUGCCGCAGGAUCUGUGGCAGAUGCCGAUGGGACUGGAAUGGGACUGGGCGGAUUUUUCCAACGUGAAUCUACUGAAUAUGGAUCAACCUGAUAUGUUUCAGGCGACUAUGCACAAUGGGAUGUGAUUGGAUUCAUGACCUGAAACGACUCUUCUAGAAUGACCAGGAAGGAGUUUGGUGUUUGAGAAAAGAAGACGAUAUAUCGGAUAUUUGCUGUGCAUGUUUCCGAUCGUCUAGGGUUAGACUUAAUUCAUGUCUCAUGUUCUCGCUUCUGUACAUUACUUUUAUAUUUUCGAGGAACACUCUUAUGCGGAUGGAUGGAUACCUAGGUAAUAAUAUCCUGAUUUUUCUCCCCUCUUGA